GUCCUCAUAGUAUCCAGGCGAACCCUUCGCAAGAACAAAUUCGUCGAUUUCGUCGGUAUUUAUACAUCUAUAUCUUCAUAUGAAUUCUUCAUGCAACCCCAAUCGAAUCAUAAAGCGAAUAUCAUCUAGAUCUGGUAGUCGGUUAUGGAGCUGUUCCGGUGAUUGUUCCCCGAGUGACUGGUGUCCAUAUGCUAUUGAACAGCUUUGAACCGAUCCAUGGAGUUCUUCUCUGCGAAGGCGAAGAUAUCGAUCCAUCUCUUUACGAAGCCGAAACAACGUUUCUAUCCUCCGAAGAGUUGGAUGAAAUCAGACGUCUCCAUGCCAGCGAUACCGCCAUAGACAAAGAAAAGGACACAAUCGAACUAUCAUUAGCCAAGCUCUGUUUAGAAAGAAACAUACCAUUUUUGGGAAUUUGCAGGGGUUCACAGAUUCUAAAUGUAGCAUGUGGGGGUUCCCUUUAUCGAGAUAUUGGGAAGGAAUUAACCAAAUUCUGUCCACAAGAAAACAAAGUGGUUCAUAUCGAUUAUGAUAAUUACGAUGGGCAUAGGCAUGUGGUUAAGAUUGUGGAGAACACCCCUUUGCAUCACUGGUUUAAGUAUUCUCUUGAAGAAGAAAAGAUGGAGAUCAUGGUUAAUAGCUAUCACCACCAAGGGGUUAAGAGCUUAGCCCACCGAUUCAAGCCUAUGGCGUUUGCACCAGAUGGUUUGAUAGAAGGGUUCUAUGAUCCUGAUUCUUAUAAUCCUGAAGAUGGUAAGUUCAUAAUGGGGUUACAGUUUCAUCCUGAGAGAAUGAGGAGCUUGUAUUCAAACGAAUUCGACUAUCUUGGAUGCCCUGCUGCCUAUAAGGAAUUUGUGAAAGCAGUGGUGGCAUAUCAGAAGAAGCUCAAUGGUACAAACAAAGUACCGAAUUCUUUAAAACUUGAUAAAGAGUUGGAGGAAAGAAGAAAGGUAAUCGUUCAUAGUUUCUCUGUUGCAAGAAACAUAUAUGCAGCAGGUGACAGUUUUCAUCAAUCCAAAGAAUCUGAUCUCAAACCAGGAUUAGAAUUUCUUGAGUCAAACACAGCAUUGAGUUUGCAACAAGAAAAGAGGUUGAAACAAAUGGGAGCAACAGUAAGGAAUGCAUGUUCAUAUAAGGAGAGAUUGAAGGUGAAUGAAGAGAGGGAGAAAUUGGCAAGGGUGGUGAUGGGGAAAAUGACAGUAGAACAGUUAUCUGAUUUAGCUCUGUUCUAUCACAUGAUGGAGAAUAUAUGCUCUGAAGUGUUGGAAAAGAAGCUUCAAAAUGCUGUCCCUACUGAUCUGACUCAUUCAGAUGCUUUUUGAUCCAUUUUGUCUUUUUUAUUCCAGUGUUCAGUUCUGAAAAGUUUCAUAUGACUACUCUUUAUAACCAAGGAUUACACUUGUGUAUAUAUACACUAUCUCACUCUU
Messenger RNA from Cynara cardunculus var. scolymus (artichoke), 1424 nucleotides. RefSeq names its product putative glutamine amidotransferase GAT1_2.1. The record is from RefSeq and is a predicted model, not a curated record. The transcript has 4 exons. Gene Ontology annotation, molecular function: hydrolase activity, acting on carbon-nitrogen (but not peptide) bonds, in linear amides. Bases 189 to 1319 code for a protein of 376 amino acids. Gene Ontology annotation, cellular component: cytosol. Lineage: Eukaryota; Viridiplantae; Streptophyta; Magnoliopsida; Asterales; Asteraceae.